AGGCACUGGUGACAGUUGGACCAGAGAUAAAGCCGGCGGCCAUGUUGAAGAAGUCAGAGAUGCCGAAGCCAGAGAUGCCGAAGCCAGAGAUGCCAAAGCCAGAGAUGAAGAAGACAGAGAGACCAAAGUCAGAGAUGCCGAAGCCAACAAUUAAAAAGAGAGCGAUGAAGAAGACAAUUUAUUCCAACACCUUUGAGGCGGCAGAUUUAAACAUCAAGCCCAGAUGUGGCUGGAAGAGGAGAAUACUAUCUGACUCCUCUGAUGAUGAGAAGGUCUCCAUCAAGAGAAAGGUUGCUAGAAAGUUGUCAUCAAGCUCAGAUGAGACCAGUGAUGAGAGGACACAAAGUAGAGGCCCUCAGGGAGAUGCAGAAGGAGGGAAAACCAGCAGUGCUUCAACCCCCUGCCUCAGAGAUGCAGUCUCUAGCACCAUCCAGAGACUGGAGUUUUACCAUCAGUUAGGCCAAGGUGCCUUUGGGAAGGUCCUGCUGGCAGCCGACUCACAUACCAACGAGUUGUUAGCUGUGAAGAUCAUGAGCAAACGACAUCUGCUACAUGUGGGCGAAAAAGUUGCCUUUGUGGAAAGGAAAGUGCUAGAACUUGCAUCAGAAAGCACCUUCCUCAUUCACGGCCACUUCGCCCACCAGACCAAGGUACGGCUGUAAAUGCCUCUUUAUUGCUAAAUAUCCAGACAUACAUCCUAUAUGUUUGUUAUCUUCUGCUGUGACUUUUAUUUCCUAUAAAGUAACUCUCAUCUAAAUGGAAAGCACAAUAUACUGGCAUUAUAUAAAUGUUAAUACUUCUCCAGAACUGCAUGUAUACUGUAUCCAUAGCACUUAGGGGUCCAUUUAUCACACAAUACUAGCUGCAAAUAUUAUGUAUCCCCCAAUGUAAGAAGGAGGUAUCUCAUACCUGCUGCGAUCACUCUAUUUCCACCAGCAGCCACAUCCAUCAUAGGUUUCUUUGGGGGAUGCAAUAC
Messenger RNA from Pseudophryne corroboree (corroboree frog), 976 nucleotides. RefSeq names its product protein kinase C-like 1B. Gene Ontology annotation, biological process: peptidyl-serine phosphorylation; intracellular signal transduction. Gene Ontology annotation, molecular function: protein serine/threonine kinase activity; ATP binding. Lineage: Eukaryota; Metazoa; Chordata; Amphibia; Anura; Myobatrachidae. The record is from RefSeq and is a predicted model, not a curated record. The transcript has 3 exons. Bases 42 to 662 code for a protein of 206 amino acids.